AUGUCCUCAACCAUUGAGUCAGGCUUUCACCUGGCAGAUAGUAAAGGCUACAUGCUUGGCCGAGGCCAUGCUGCUGCUUGCCGUCUCAAUCUCCAAUUUUAUCUCUGGAAAGAUUCACUCAAAUUUAACAUUCACCCCUCUGUUGAAAUUCCCCCCAACCCUGUCAUAGCAGACGUCGGCACUGGAACUGCCAUAUGGCUACUCGACGUAGCUAAGUCAAUCCCUACUGCUACUCUUGAUGGCUACGACAUCGACCUCUCCAACACCCCUCCAGCCCACUGGCUCCCCAAGAGCCUCACCCUGCAUAAAUGGGACCUCUUUGACCCAGUCCCAGAGCAUCUGGUGGGUACAUACGACAUUGUCCACCUUCGUCUUCUCAUCCUAGUUGUGGAAAACAGUGAUCCUGUGCCCGUUAUCCGGAAUGCAGCCCGUCUGCUCAAACCCGGUGGAUAUAUCCAGUGGGACGAUCUAAAUUACCCAGACACCCAUGUGUUGAAAGUUGAUCCAGCACUGGAAACUCCGGCAUUUGACCGUUUACUCCAAUUUGUCUAUUCAAAUGGCCGCCAUGACUGGGUAUUGAAUUUACCUACACUGCUGGAGCAGAAUGGCUUUGAGAGCCCGCAGCUGGACCACUUUCGGGAUCGCAUGGAACUUGCUACCGCCAAUGGGGAGCAGCACUUGCUUACUAUGGAGGAGUUUGCACAGUCGUUGGAGAAGGAAAGUGUGGUCGAUGCGGAGAAUAUACGGGCGUUGGUGAAGGAACUUGCCGUAGAGGCGACUCAUGGUGUGGCUUUGUCAAUGCCCCGGGUCGUAGUUGCUGCGAGAAAGUUGAAGGAGUAG
Penicillium griseofulvum is the source of this 840-nucleotide messenger RNA. RefSeq lists its product as uncharacterized. The coding region runs from base 1 to 840 and encodes 279 amino acids. NCBI's taxonomy places the organism in Eukaryota, Fungi, Ascomycota, Eurotiomycetes, Eurotiales, Aspergillaceae. The transcript has a single exon. The record is from RefSeq and is a predicted model, not a curated record.